CGUAUGUAGAGAGUUCCUUCCUAGACGAAGAUGGCGGCUCCCUUAACACUUGUUCUGAUUGUGGCUGUAACAAUCAGAGCAGCAUUGUUUAGAUCGAGUCUAGCUGAAUUGAUUUCUGAGAGGGUAGAAGUGGUAUCGCCGUUAAAUGCCUGGAAACGAGUUGUGGAAGGCCUUGCUUUGCUGGAUCUGGGUGUGUCACCUUAUUCAGGAGAUGUGUUUCACGAGACGCCACUCAUCAUAUACCUCUUUCACUUUGUCGUCGACUAUGCAGAAAUAGUAUAUAUGUUAGCAGAUUGUAUCACUGCAGUGGCACUCUACUUGGCAGUACAACACUACAAUAAGAAUGUGUUCAGAAAACAGAAGUAUGCAUUGAAAGAUGACAGAUACCCACACGACUGUCUGGAACUCAUGCGAAGCCCUAAAGAGAUGUUCUACAUCCCUCUAAAAGUGGCAAUGUUCUAUCUGUGGAACCCUUUCACUAUUCUCUCCUGUGUUGCAAAGUCAACGUGUGGACUCAACAAUGCAGUCAUCGCACUCUUUAUACUGAGUACCAUAAAAGGAAGUGCCUUGUUGAGUGCGAUAUUUUUAGCCCUGGCAACAUACCAAUCCAUCUACCCCCUCACCCUGUUUGCCCCUGCGCUAAUUUACCUGCUCCAGAGGCUGUGCCUCCCAGUGAACCUUCGCAGGCCCAGUUUUUGGCUGUUCGCCUCGCAGUAUGCGUUCAUGUACUUUGGGAGCCUGUUGGUCAUUGUCUGUCUCUCGUUCUUCUUGCUCAGCUCUUGGGAUUUCAUUCCCUCAGUGUAUGGCUUCAUACUAUCCGUGCCAGACCUCACCCCAAACAUCGGUCUCUUUUGGUAUUUCUUUGCCGAGAUGUUUGAGCACUUUCGCCUUUUCUUCAUCUGUGUGUUCCAGAUCAACAUAUUCUUUUACUCUAUUCCUCUGUCCAUCAAACUAAAGGACCAUCCAGUGUUUCUCAUGUUCAUGCAAAUAGCCGUCAUCUCCAUUUUCAAGUCCUACCCCACGGUCGGGGACAUUGCGCUGUACAUGGCCUUUCUGCCGGUGUGGAACCACCUGUACAGAUUCCUUAGGAACAUUUUCCUGGUGUGCUGCGUGCUGCUUGCCUGUUCGGCCCUCUUCCCGGUUCUGUGGCAUCUAUGGAUUUACGCUGGCAGUGCCAACUCCAACUUCUACUAUGCCAUCACUCUGCUCUUUAACUUGGCACAGAUUCUGCUGGUGUCCGAUUACUUCUACGCUUACCUGCGACGGGAGCAUCACCUGAGCCACGGCCUGUACCUGAAGAGGAAAGAUGGCAGCGAGGCCACACUGGUGCUUAAGUAGCCCUGGCUUUAGGACUGCGGGGGAAACAGUUGGACUCAAACAGGCCUUUUUUCAGACAGGUUUUUUUUUCUCACUCCUUUUUGUGUUUUUUUUUUCUCAUGAUGAAGUAUCCUCACAUGGACCAAAGCUGCUGUGAAGAUAUUCUCUGCAGGAUUAUCGUGUGAAGGACUGGAAGCUGCGGAUUGAUGCCAUUGUGCCUUGGUCCGUGCUUCAAAAAAAGAAAAGAUAAAAAGUCUGGAAUGUUUGAGAUGCCUCUAAACUGUGUGGUCGAUUGCUGGUUGUUUGCUUCCUUUUUGUUGUGUUCGUCCUGCUUUCUUAUGAUAAAAACUGAAGUCCUCUCAUAGUGAAGCAGAGCUGCAGUUCCCAUAUUGUCCUGUGGAGGGAGCUAUGUGAACACUGAAAUGACACUUGGCGGUGCAAACAAGAUAUGUGUGCCACAUACUUGAAUGACACUGCAUACUCCCUCCCUAAUGUGCUUACCAUGGUUACAGACAUCAGACCCUGCCAUGGUGAUCAUGGCCCAUAUUUUGUGGGGCUUUUGAUAAGGGACUUUGAUUCAUGCAUGCACUGUUUGUGAAUGUUAUCAUAGCUAUGAGGUUGAAUGGGAAAAUGUUAGAGAUCACUAGGUCUAUAUUCAGAUGUUUCGUUUCACAUUAGCUUAUAUGUAUAGAUCAUAACCAUUGUACUCUGCUUAUCUGAAUGUGGGCGAUAUCCUCUGCUGCCAUGUAGUGUUGCUGAAUGUUAAUUUUUAUUCUAUAACAUUGGCUAGCAUUGGUUAAUAUGUUUUAUUUGUGAUCUAUAUGUCAUAUGCACUGACUUUGUUUUUUUGUAACUAAGUGAAAUUGUUGACAUCUCUGCACACUGUUAGUUAGCAUGCAUGAUGGGAAUGAUGAUUGCUGAGGGACUCAAGCCUCUAGGCAGCUGAAAGUGGACAUGAAUCUGGAGCACCAGGUGUUGCAGCCCUCUUUAGCUAUGUGACCUUAUGUUGUCAAUGAAGAGAUGAGUCUGCCCCCGUCCGGCUCGCACAAGACCUCCACUGGCUUGGUGUUGGAAUUUUCCAUCUUCCGCUGUCUGUCUUUUGUGUGUGUGUGUGUAAAGAGAGAGAAGGGGGUGGGUAGGGUCUAUUUAUAUGUCACAAAAUGUUGUAUUACAAGGUUGGUCAUUCUUCCAAAGUGCAGUUCACAAGUCAUAAAAAAGCCAAAGGCCUCUGUUUGUAAACAUGAGGAACGUGUGGCCAGAUCCUAGAUGUUUGACACACUGUUGUAUGCAAAUAGGGCUGUCACAGCAUGGAAAAAAACAAAGCCGCUGUUAAAUCUUCUUGCCACCCAACCCCCCUCCCACCCCCUAUUAUCAACCCUUUGCCAAAAGUUCUAGGAUGUGAAGUGUGGAAACAACACCAAACUCUUUCCUGUUACUUUGCUGUGCCAUGAUCCAUAUGUAAGUACAGACUACUAUAAAGGACUGUAUGGUAGGACACUAGAUUGAUGAUGGUGCUUGAGGGUUAAUUUUGACCGUUGGAGGUAUGUUUGUUUAAGGUUUUUUUGUUUGCUUCUUUGUUUAUUUUUGUAUUUGUGUGUGUGUAUGUGUUAUUACUGAGAGUGUUGUUAUUUUUUUUUUCUUUUGCACAACAACAAAGGGAUUGGGUUAAGCAGUUUCUCUAACCUGUUCAAAACAAACUCACAGACUGGACUUUGACAUCAUCAUUAAAUGGCCUUUUUAUUUAUGCCCUAAUUUA
Alosa sapidissima (American shad) is the source of this 3073-nucleotide messenger RNA. RefSeq names its product phosphatidylinositol glycan anchor biosynthesis, class U (gene pigu). Lineage: Eukaryota; Metazoa; Chordata; Actinopteri; Clupeiformes; Clupeidae. The transcript is spliced from 11 exons. The record is from RefSeq and is a predicted model, not a curated record. The coding region runs from base 31 to 1338 and encodes 435 amino acids. Gene Ontology annotation, cellular component: membrane; GPI-anchor transamidase complex. Gene Ontology annotation, biological process: attachment of GPI anchor to protein; protein localization to cell surface.